AUGACAAGAUUUCAACGACGGGUAGCGACCAUCGCUUUGCUGAGCCUUUUGGUCCCCUUCAAACCGACACAUGGUUUUUGGCUUAGAAAUGGCGAGAGAAUUGACAACAAUGACGAGCACGAUGAUGGCAACAUGCAACGACAAGCCCAAGUAGUGUUCGAUUUGCCAACGCAAGAGCCAAGCUCGAACCUCACAACAACCACACCCUCCACUGGUCUCCCCAGCAUUGCUCCCUCCACUGCACCAAGUGAGUCUCCUAGUACUGGGCCCAGUGAGACUCCUAGCACCACUACGCCUAGUCAAAUCCCUAGUACGGUUCCAUCAUCCGGUCCCAGCACUGUUCCCAGUGGCACGCCAAGUGUGCAAACGAGUAGUGAAUCCAUCGAAGCAACUACCACAGCUCCCAGUAUGCCUCCAAAUACAAAUUCUACCAGUGUUCCAACCGUAUCCUCCCAGACGAGUGCUCCAUCAACAGCAGGCGCAGCGGCAGAAACUACUGGCAGUCCCACAGGUAAUCCCGGGGAAUCAGUGGUUCCACCCGAUGUCGACCCCGAAGGACCGGAAGAAACUGCCGAAGAGGAAGAACAAGAAGAUGCUGACGUCGUUCAAGCGCCAGUUGCCUUAGUCGUCGCAACGGCGACAAGAAGACCGAGCAGUCCUCCCGUUGCAGCGACAGCAACUGAGACUCCAUCACAAACGCCAUCACAAGCACCUUCGCAAGCACCCACAGGUGGCUCUGACCAUAGUACUUCUUCUCCUACAGCCGCAAUGGAGACAUUGGUUGCACAAGCUGUCCAAAUCAGCCGUGAUCAGACAACUGAAACAGAAGAAAUCACCCGUGAUCAGACAGUGGAUACAGAAGAAAUCACCCGCGAUCAGACGGUUGAAACAGAAGAAGAAAUCACCCGCGAUCAGGCAGUUGAAACAGAAGAAAUCACCCGCGAUCAGACAGUUGAAACAGAAGAAAUUACCCGUGAUCAGACAGUUGGCACAGAAGAAGAGGUAACGCCACCAGCAUUCUAUGAGGGAGUUUCUUGGUUUGAUCUCCCAAUGAACGCCAAAGCGGCAGCCAUGACUCUGGGAUAUGACCAAACAGCGUGGGAUUUCAAGACGAGAGUGUUCUCAGAUUCGAUGUCUUGGGGUAACAUGACACUCGAGGAACAAAUGUCGGCGACAAUCUUGGGAUAUGACGAGGCUACAUGGAAUGCCAAGAUUGCAGACCCUCCAGAGCCAGCACAAUCAGGGGUUCCGCAUGGCACUGGUGAUGGAUGGAGCAGUACCUGGACUAUGACUGAUCCCGCCCCGACUGAGGGCACUGCCGAUGCAGACCAAGAUACCACAAACCAGGAUGAAGCUACAGGAUCGUCAUCCGAGGCAGAUGGCUCUCCAACCGACAGUAGUGCUGCCUCUGUCCCAGAAAAGGAGGAUUCUGCGGUGUCGUCGGCAGCUUCUGGUGCAUCGGCUGAAGCGGGAACUGGUGAAGCUUCGAGACCAGAUUACUUGGCCAUGGAUUGGGUCGACUUGCCAGAAACACAACAGAACGCCGCGAAGGAGCUCGGAUAUGACGAGAAUACUUGGGACAACGAAAUACCAGUGUCAUCAAGGUAUUUGUACUGGAACCAAAUGACAUUUGCACUCCGGCAAGCCGCCAAGAAGUUAGGAUAUCGGCAGACAUCCUGGAAUGAACGUGUAAUGGAAGCCCCAGAUCAAGGCUCUGUAGCUCAAGUUGUCUCGUCGUCGACUGAUCAGGUGACGUUUUAUACUCCUCCCGCAACUGUGAAUGUGAAUCGUCGUUCGAGAGAACAGGAGGAUGAGGAGGAGGACGAGGAAGGGGAAGAAGUCGAGGAGGAGGAAGCAGACGAAGGAGUCAUCGACGUUGAGAAAGGUGACAAGCGAAACAAAAGGGAAAACGAAACACCCGACAUGCAGCAAAUGAAGGACGAAAUGGAUGGCUUGAAGAAGGACCUUAAGAAUGCAUUGGACAUGCUCAAGGCGCAUGAACAAGUACUAAAGGCAUUGCAAGGUCUCGACCCCGAUGCAACUAUUGGUUCAGUUCAACAGCUUGUACAGAUGGGAAGAUAUAAGGAUAAGAAAAACGGGUCAGAAGGAAGAGGCGGUGCUGGUGGAGGACAACUUGUGAGACCGGUUGCAUAUGCACGCGACUACGACGACAACGAAGACUCGGUGAACGACAAUGCUUCGAAAAGGUCAAUGUCGUUCUUUGGACGGAACAACGAUGGUGACAGCGAAAGCAUAGACUCAUACGACGGCGAGGACGACGGAGACGGCAUUGAUCGCGGGUACGAUGUGUUCAGAGUUCCACUUCGAAGAUCAAGCGGGGUUACUGCCGAGGAAGAGUACGAGUACGAAGAUGAAGAUGAAGGGAGAGUCCCGUUCAGAAGGUCUAGUGGGACGAUCCUAGGUGUCGGAGUACCAUAG
This is a messenger RNA of Seminavis robusta, 2439 nucleotides long. NCBI's taxonomy places the organism in Eukaryota, Bacillariophyta, Bacillariophyceae, Naviculales, Naviculaceae. The record is from the annotation of a GenBank genome assembly.